Molecule: messenger RNA, 3213 nt
Organism: Nylanderia fulva
Lineage: Eukaryota; Metazoa; Arthropoda; Insecta; Hymenoptera; Formicidae
Source: RefSeq, a predicted model, not a curated record
UUACAGUUACAGUUUUUCUUCAAAGUAAUAUUGUUUUAUUGUUGAACAUUUUUUUGUAUAGCACGACGCAUGAUUACGUAGAAUAUGUCGCGUUUGAAUCGGGGUUAGCGUGCCAAGUGAACCUCAUUUUCUGGUAUUGACCAGGUAGUCAUGGUGCCUCGUUACACCGCCAUCUUGCAAUUGUCGAUGGAAGCGUUUCGGCGCGAUUCUUUUUCUCGCAAUAAAUCAGAGAAAAUUAGUUAAAAAAAUAUAAUUGUUUGUUUUUACAAUUUUUAUCACAUUGUUAAAUGGGAAUGAAUAGGAAUAGCAUGAAUAGGAAUGCAUAUUUCUGUAUGAAUGCUGACAUGGCUUUCGUUACGUGUCUAACGAAAGGGAAAUUUGAAAGAUAUUAUGCUUUUUCAAAGCUCAAUAGCUAACGCGAAGGUCUCGUGCAAUUCUGUAGAUUAAUCGCGUUUAUCUUCCGUGUAAUCGAAUGCAAUGGUUGCGAGCAAACUUGGGCCGAAUAAAUUGGCCGACUGCCAACUAGAUUAGCAAACUAAGUCCACGUGUUUCACGUCGUCGUAAAACUCACCAGCCAUCGGCUGUUUCAUUUUGCCGGCAGCUUUUUCUUUCACUUUAAAAGAAAUCAAUCUCACAAUUGAGCAUUUAAUUUUCAUUGUUGUCUUUAUGUGCGUAUCCGGCUAGCGUUAUGCUGCCACCCAGCGACUCGCCCUUGAACUAGAAUAUUUUGGGGUUGAUAGCAGGCAUGAAUAAAUUGCCCAUUAUCAGUCGGCAUCAAUGCAAUUACAAUAAACAAUUGUUCGAUACAUUAUCUUUUGUUUCAAUCAUGUAUUUAUUUUUAUUUGUUUUCUUUUAUUUUAUAAGAGAAAAAGAAAGGUAGAUUUUUCAAUGUUAUCACAUAUCAUCUAUAUAACUGUUGUUUCAACAAGGUUUUGAGGAUAUCGAUCAGACGUCCAAACUUAUUUCCUCCGACUUAAAAAAAAAACUUUUGCAUAAUUUAAUUCCAAUGUCUCUUUUUAUUGGAACUGAAAAAUAAAUAGAAGAUUGAUGAAAAGAUAUCUUGCAAUUUCUUUUAAAUUUUUUUCUUUUUCAAAGGAAGAUAUUUUUUAUUGGGUAUCUCAGUAAUUCGAAAUUUAGAUUAAUCAGAAGUUAAUGUAAUUAAACGUUUAACUUAUUGUUAGUACUUGGAACAAAAUGACCAAUUAAAAUUUUUUUAAUCUACGUUUUGCCUAAAUGAUUAUUUAUAUUACGCUUAUUAUUAGUUCUAAAGUAAUAUGUGAGUGAGGAAAACAUAUGAGAAAAAAAUGAAAACGAAAGAUAAAGAGUUGUUUACGAAUCACACAACGCAGGAAAGGUUAAUUAUCUAGAACAGCAUGUCGGUCUGUUCACGCAACCUUCUACAGAAUCGAGGUUAUCCUACUGCCCCUGUUUACUCUGAAUGUUACAUCCCCGCGACUCGCCUUGACUGUCCAUCGACAAUCCGACACUUCACUAGCGUCGCGUGGUCUGCGGUGCUGCCACCAAGCUUUCUUCGAAACUUAGGAACAUGGUGCGCGGGUGUAAAGGGGGUAGUAGUACGUAAGAAGCGAGGGCAGCGUAUUCACGCGAAGGAAUUAUAUCAAUCAGAACAUUGUGGCAUCCGGACUUUUUAUUGGUCUCUCCCCGCUAAUUUUUAUUCUUAUUAUGAAUCUUAUUAUCUUAACUACGCCAUUCAACGAUCAUUCAUCAGAUCGAUUUAUGACAACGGUGGACUUAUUCACCAACAAUCGAGUGUGUUUUUAUUUGCACAAUAUAUGUGAAGUCGUGGUUACGGCUUGGUGUUAACAGGAUUUCCUUCCUUUUAAUUGAAUUCUAGUGAUACUCCCCUGUGCGUCUCCUCCAGUCUCGAUUCGCUUAUCACAUUAAUCAGUUUCCGUUCUUUUCACUCGAUAUGCCGUAAACGUGUCGUCACACUCGUCACCACCCAACCCAACCCAACCCAACCCUUUCCCAAUUUCUGUACCUCGUUGCAUCGCACCUUGUAUACGUACCGCGGUGCUGCCAUCGCACGGCGUAAUAGAAGCGUAUCACUAGAACAGUGGGACGCGGAGGGUGUUGCAUCGCGUCUUGUCGAGUGAGUCGACACGAUUGCGAGACAGAAGUAGGAUCUCCAGCAUCUCAGCAUCAGUGUUGUCGUCGUGCACGUUGUCGUGCGCGUUUUCCUCUUGAGAGCCACUCCUUGUCGUUUUCUUGGUGCGUCCUCUUCCCUAAUUUUUGUCCUCGGCCGCGCGACACAAUCCUUCCCGGAAAUCAGAUGAGUGGCGUGUGCGAGUCAGGGUAAAAGGGAUAGACAAAUUGGUCAGUAGUGGCGUGUGCAUGAGGCCGGGCAAGCCGGCGUACCGGGUUCCGUCCCGGCUACGCGGCGGUAAGUUCUCGGACCCUUCGUCGCAGUCAUUUUCGUCGCGUUCGCAGAGCGCGCCGCGAACCGGUGAUCAUAACGCCGAGCGGAAGAAAAGCCGUCAGUCGGUGUUAACUGAGGGCAAGCAAAAGGUGCGCGGGAUUGUCGGCAGGGGCAGCCACGGAGGUCGGAGAAGUGGAGUCAUCGCGGGUGGCGAUUAUCGCGGGUUUGAAUGGGUGGGCCGGGCGCCGGUAGGGUUACCAGGCACGAGCUGAACGCGGUGCCCCAGAGCCACGUCGGUCACGGGGAACGUGCCCUUGGCGAGCCACCAGCAUCAGGCUGCCGCUGUCACCCUCCGGAGCGAGUGUCAUCUGACAGUGCCGUCCGUUCCUCCGCUCAGUUACCACCCUCGCCGCCACCGCUUACCUCUUUACAUAUCGACAACAACAACGGCACUGUGUGCGCUGUCAUCAGCGCCAACAACAACAACAUCAACACUAAAAAUCCGAGUGAUCGCAAAGCUAAGAAGGCGGCCGCCAUGUCUUCACCGCCGAAACAUCGCAGGGGCUUCGACCCCAAUGAUCCAGCGCUGGAAUAUCACCGCUAUCGUCGAGUUAAGACGAAGCAGCGAGGCUUUGUAUGUCCCACAUCGUGUGACCUUCGGCGCCGGACACAGACCUCCCCGAGAAUCCCCGACACAUCCACCAGCACAAGGCAUUAUAAAACACACACAAGCUUGCGAUGUUCGAUGUUGGACUGCUUACUGGUUGUACCCCCGCCGCUAUAAUGCGACGAAAGUACGAUCGUUGUGAGAAUAAAAAAAAGAUAUAUAUUUA